Molecule: messenger RNA, 702 nt
Organism: Eucalyptus grandis
Lineage: Eukaryota; Viridiplantae; Streptophyta; Magnoliopsida; Myrtales; Myrtaceae
Exons: 2
Coding region: 1-702 (233 amino acids)
Source: RefSeq, a predicted model, not a curated record
AUGGAUCCCCACAUCUAUAGUUCCGGUCUCUCUAGGCAGGCUUUGGUUGCCAAUCUCUUCUCUAAGGAUAGACAAGCUAUCAGAUCAGAGAUUGAGUCUUGGGGUUCGCCGCUUCCUUCCUUGUCUGGAACCCAAGAUCGGUUCUGUUGGAGGGAGGACUCGACAGGCUUGUUCUCGGUGGCCUCAGCUUGGGAGGCCUUAAGGCGGAAGAAGGCCAGAGUCAAUUGGCAUUGUCUCAUCUGGAGUAAUGCCAUCCUGCCUCGAUACCAACUGAACCUGUGGCUCAUCACCAAGAGGAGGUUGCCUACACAGUCUCUUCUCAUGUCUUAUGGUAGAAUUGAUGCUGCUUCCUACCCUUUUUGCAAUAAGGCUACUAGAUGCAAUCUCCCCUGGACCAAUAGGACUUGGGAGGAGACUCUCAGUUGGGCCAUUACCUUGCUCGUCGGCAAGGAUUUUUAUAAGUGUGUUGCCCGGUUUUCUUUUGGGGCACUGUGUCACAUCAUUUGGAGGAACAAGAAUAAUAUUCUCUUCAGGGGAGAGCCAUUAUCUAUUUCGGCCAUGAAGAAGCAUCUCCUCAAGGUCGUUAAGGAUAAGGCCCUUACCUUUAAGAAUGUUGAGGACUCUCCCAGGAUCAGGCGGAUGCAACACUCGUGGGAUGUGGACCCCAUUAUCUUUGCUUCCUCUGAGCGUAGUCUAACAUAG